AUGGCAGAGCGGCAAAGCGUGGCGCCAACCAAGCUCUCCACAUCAGACAGAGAUCGCUUGCGGAAGGAAGUGGAGAAGCGCUUCCCCAGCCACGUUUUUGGCCCUGACACCUUGCCAUCAAUGCCCUUUCUUCAGCUGAUCCAUUCCCAGUGCCUUGGGCAACAUUGGGAGUGGGUGCCAUGGCGCCGCAUCAUGAGCGAAGCAGGCAGCCAGGAAAGUCGCGCGCAGCGAACUAUGGGCAGCGAAGCAGAUCUGCUAUCCAUUGUUGCAGACUCCAUGGGUGUGCUUAAGGAAGAACGACCCCUACAGGAAGCAGUGAACUCUGCGUAUCGCAUACAGUGUCUGCUUGACACGCGUGGCAAUGCCUAUGCAAUGUGCAGAGCUGCCCACCGGGGAACGUGGGCAAUGUACACCAAAAAGUUUUUGCUUUACUACACCAAGAAGCAUGCAGCCUGGCAGCGUGGCCCCAAUGGAACACAAGCAGAAGAGGCGGACCGUGCUUGUUUCGCAGAAAUCAUGGAUUUGUGUUUCAGCGGUGUGUCGAUGGAUGACGCAGUGCACCAAGUUGCAGUAGAGCGUGACAUGCCGGGCCAUCUGCUAGUGCCGCAGAACAAGCCAAGCAAACCUGAGCCUUCCUUGCCCAAAGGUAAAGGGAAAGGCAAGAAGCGGUCUGAUACAGAAGAUCGUGCAGUCCCACCAAGCAAACGCCCCCGCACUGGCGAGUGCUGGAAGACCCCCACUGCCGCUUUCGCCAUGCUUGUGCCAAGUGUGGCAGUGGACAGCAUAGCUCAGCUGAUUGUGACAAAGGAGACAAAGUGCAGUGACAGGGCGCAAGCACGUCAGUGCGCAACCUGGACGGUGAGAAGGGGUCGAGUAGCUCACUGCUGGAGUUGGUCCGCCUCCCGUCAGUGGUCCGAGAAGGGCGAGCGCCCUGCCCUGCGCCUGCGCGAUGGCGGUGGCUUGUUGUCAGACGCCGACUGUGCUUCCCCACGCGACGCUGACCUCUUUCAUGCUCUUCGGCAGCAAUGGUGGCAGAGGAUUUUUGGAUGGAAUCUGGUAAGCAGGCUUGCAGCUCACGUGGCAGCGCGCUGUCGCACACCCCUGUUGAAAGAUGAAGAGAUCUCUUGUCUACGCGACGACUUAGCAUCUUUUCUGAAAAAGCAAGGGUUUGCAUGCAGCAGCAGCAGCAUCGCGAGCGGGCAGCCCAUUGCGCUGAUCUGGAUCUUUUGUCAGGACUUGGUGCAGGCAGAUGUAGAUGCUGGCUUUGCUGAGUGGUUUGAUGGCAGUAUUGCUGAUGUGAAGCGCAAGUUUGGCGAUGACUGCGCGGCGGGAAAGCUUGGCAUUGUGGAAAAGCCGGGGGCGCCACCACGGCUCAUCGGCGACAGCACAAUCUCAAAUGUGAACUGCUUGUGCCGCAUUGCAGAGAAGAUCGAGCUUGCUGGCACCUUUGUGCGUUUGGGACACAGACUUCUCCACUUCGCACACUACCUAAGCAUCUAUGUUGACGAUUUGCUUGCCCUGCUGCCGGCCAAGUCAGGCAAAGUGUCCGCAUGCCUACUCACUUGUCUUGCUUGCAGUCUAGGUUUUCCAGUCUCGUGGCAUAAGGUAGACCUUGGCAGCGCUCUCCACUGGAUAGGGUGGCACCUUGAUUUCAGCGGUGCACCCAGUGCAGCUUUGCCCCGCGACAAACUUGAUGCCAUGCUUGGUGCCUUGAACGAGUUGUGCUCGCGACCACGUGCUGUAUCCAGAGCAGUUUUACAGAAGCUCAUCGGCCGCCUUGUUUGGGCCACCUCCGGUGCCAGGUGGCUGCAGGUUUGGUUUUUCGCAUUGAACAAGCCUGGACUUCACUUCUUCCAUGCCGAUGCAGCCCAACUGGAAGAGCUUUUUCAAGCAUUGGAUCAAAACUGCAAAGUCGUGCGGAGUUGCCGCUUUUCAGAUGUGCAGUGUGGGUGGCGCCUCUUGGACAUGGCGGGCCAUGCAGUGAAUAGCACGGCCGACUUGUUGUCAGCCCCUUUGAAGAACGGCCGGGUGUGGCUUAAGUUUGGCGAGCCCGAGCCACUGCAGCUUGUAGAGCGCCCUGGACCCAGCAUGGUUGCAGCCGCAGAUGCCUUCGCUGAAGGCAAGUGUUGGGGCAUCGGAGGUUGGUUUCUCCCUGCCCAUGCAGCUCUGCACCCCUCAAACAUUUAUUACUUCAGCUUCCAGCUGGAGCAGGAUGCAUUGCCACCAUGGUUCUGUCAGAAUGGCGCCGAGCCUCAGCGACACAUCGCAGCCCUGGAAGCCCUGGCGCAAUUGGUCUUGCUGGAUGCCCAGCGCCGGCAUCUAUAG
Cladocopium goreaui is the source of this 2325-nucleotide messenger RNA. The record is from the annotation of a GenBank genome assembly. NCBI's taxonomy places the organism in Eukaryota, Dinophyceae, Suessiales, Symbiodiniaceae.